AUGUCGAGGGCUCCGCGUUUUAUUGACCGCUACGUAUUUCUUUUCCACCUUGUCAAGGGGUUCGCCACAAAGGGUUUUGGCGUCUUCCAACAGGGUCUUUCUACUGUCCAGUAUCACCAUCCUGAUGCUCUUGGAUUUGGUGGUCAAGAGGAGCAGCGUGCCAUCACCGUCCUCCGUGAGAUUCUCAAAUCGCACUCCAUAAGAGGCGUUGAGAAAUCCAUUCUGUUGGAUGUGCGUACUGGCCCCGGAUCGGAGGGUGCAGAGACGAUUAUUCCCAAUACACGUGAGGAUGUGGCCAUCGCAACGACCAUCUUCGCAGGCACAAAAGUGCUGAGCAAGGACGGUGGCUCAGGGCCGACGGGUGAUGUUGUACCACACGAUAUUCUUGGGGAAAAGAGUCUUGUUUUUAAGGAAAAUUUUGGGACAAUAAGGUGGUUUUUUGUGUUGCGUGCGCUGUUUCUAGAGAAUGCGGCGUACAACUACGCAAAGGGCAGCCAUGUCCACGCUGUGAUGCAGGAAUGGGUGCGAGACGCCUUCUACCCGCAAACAAUGGCGUACAAAAAAGCGGUGCUCGAGAAGGGUGUGACUGCUUUCAACUGUGCGUGGAAGCAUUUAUCAGAGGUUUAG
Messenger RNA from Trypanosoma rangeli, 627 nucleotides. RefSeq lists its product as uncharacterized. Bases 1 to 627 code for a protein of 208 amino acids. The record is from RefSeq and is a predicted model, not a curated record. The transcript has a single exon. Lineage: Eukaryota; Euglenozoa; Kinetoplastea; Trypanosomatida; Trypanosomatidae.